GGUGAUUAUCAUGUAUUUUCUAAUAACAAUAGCGUUUUAUGUGCUGUUGGUCGGAAUUGGUCUAAAGAUUUAUACAAAACUGUCAAUGGGAUGGUGCAGAGCUAAAGUCUGUCUAGUCGGAAAAACCGCUCUUAUAACGGGCGGAAAUUCUGGAAUUGGAUACCAAACCGCAUUGCAUUUGGCAUCCAGAGGAUGCAGGGUGAUAAUAGCCGACGUCGUUGAUUCAGAAUCCAGUAGAAAGCAAAUUGUUGAAGAAACUGGAAAUGAUAAUAUCAUAUACAAAUGGCUAGAUUUGGGCAGUUUGCUGUCAACUCGAAAAUUUUCUGAAUAUAUAGUCAAUACUGAACCGAGAUUGGACAUCCUGAUCAACAAUGCAGGUGUUGCUGGUUUUGCUGAAAUCUGUAGCGACGAUGGAAUAUUGAUGGAUAUGCACAUUAACCAUUUCGGUUCAUUCCUUUUAACUCACCUAUUAGUUGAUCUCUUAAAGAAAACGCCGAAGAGUCGCGUGGUCUUCCUCACCUCAUUUAUGGCUUUCUUGCACCAGCUAAAAGCAGCAGAAGAUAUCAAUAGUCUAUCCAAAUUUAAGAACAAGAAUAUUAACAGUAUUAUCAAUUACAACAAUAGCAAGUUAUGUAAUAUAAUCUCAGCAAGGGGUUUUGCCGAAAGACUUUCAAAGCAUGGCAUCAUAGUCAACGCUGCAUAUCCAGGCGUAGUCUGCACGUCCCUCUUUGCUUCCGCUAGAAACCGUAUUGGAUAUUUUACAAGAUUUUUUAAGAUGUUCCAAUUCAUUGGCUAUAUAAUCCUCUGGUCCUUCGGAAAAAGUCCCGAAGAAGGUGCUCAGACAACGUUGCAUUGCGCCAUCGAUAAAUCCCUUGAAGGAAUAUCCGGGUAUUAUUUUGCGGAUUGCAAAGUCUCCAAACUCCCGACAAAAGCAACAGACCAGACUUUCUCCGAAGCUGUUUGGACUGAAAGCGAGAAACUGGUCAAAUUAUCUCAAGAAGAAAAAAUACCGAGAUAAUAUUGAAAACGAGCAUAAUCCGUCUAGAUUUCGAGGAUUCCUUUUUCUAAGCAUACAUAGUUUGUUUAUUUACUAUAAUAAUGUUAUUUUGUUUUACAGUAAACUAAAUUAUAUCUGUUAAAGUCUAAACAUAAAAUACACAUAAUAUGUCAGAACAAAAGUUUGGAAAAUGAUGUAGCAAGCGCACAAUCCGAUAUUUCUCUUCUGCUCGUCACUGGUUAUGCAAAACGUUGUUCAUUUAACGAGUCAUUUCUAUUACAAUUUAUUUUGCUCGUUAAGCAA
This is a messenger RNA of Nicrophorus vespilloides, 1300 nucleotides long. RefSeq names its product retinol dehydrogenase 11-like. NCBI's taxonomy places the organism in Eukaryota, Metazoa, Arthropoda, Insecta, Coleoptera, Silphidae. Bases 11 to 1018 code for a protein of 335 amino acids. The transcript has 4 exons. The record is from RefSeq and is a predicted model, not a curated record.